UCCCAGUUGUUUAGCUCUGUUCUAAAUGGAUUCCAAUGAAUUUCCUGGCUCCUUGGGGCCCCUCUCUCUGCCCAAUAAGCCCCUGAUCGGUGACCUCCCUGCAGACAUGGAGUUUGGAGAGGAUCUGCUGGCCUCCCAGACGGCCUCCAUCCCACAGGGCUCUGCUGUCCAGACCCAAGAGAUGGAGUGGGAAGCGCCCAAGCAAGCCGCCUUGGCGAGUGACUCGGAUGUCAGCUUGGUGAAAGAGGACAGCCUGCCAGACCAAAGCAAAUCCAAUAGUCUGGCCCCCGAUAAACCUGCUGCCUUGGAGAAGCCCAGGCUCCUGGACAGCUUGAAUAAAAGUGACAGUCGGGCGGCCCUCGAGAAGUCCGAGGAUGUGGGCAACUCGGACAAGUCCCAUGGUUCUGGGGGCACAGACCCUGGACCAGAGGACUCUUCCCCACCAGCAUCCAAGACUCCUGAGCCAGAAGCUUGGAAAGAAGACGGCACACUGAAUGCUGAUUCCAAUGGCCCCAAAGAUGGCCAGGUGGAGGAGGCCCCCUCUUUACCUUCCCCAGAUGUGGUGGAGGUGAGCAGCACGCCGCCUUCUCAUGAAGUAACCACCUCACCUGGCGGCUCACCCACAAGUCCGCGGCCGGCUAAGAAGGCCCGCUUGAAAUCCCCACGAAAAAGCUCCCCAGUGCGAAAGGAGGUGGCAGAAGCCGUGGCGGCAGCAACUUCCACGGAGGAGACCAAGGAAUCUAUCCUUAACAGCACUCCGGAUCUUCCUCCGGAGGUGACUGGAAGUCCAGUGGAAGGGGAGAAAGUUAACAGCACCAGCCAGAAUGAGGCUGCAAAGUCCAGAGCACAAGAGACAGGGCAGUCAGCUCCAGCUGCAGGAGAAGGUCCUAGUGCGACAGGGAACGACAAGCCAGUUGAAAAGGAACAGAAGAGGAGCGAACGAGCCAGGAGGUCAGAGGUGUCUCGGCCUGAAAUAGUGAAUUCCUCAGAGAGCAUCCCUGUUUCUGAUGAGGAUUCGGAUGGCAUGGUGGACGACCCUAAUGACGAGGACUUCGUUCCCUCCAGCGUCCGGCGCCCCACCCGCAUGUCUCUGCGCAACCAGGCAGCCCAGCGGGCAGCGGCCCGCUCCACUGUUGCCAAGAUGACCUGUGCCAACUGCCGGACACCCCUGCAGAAAGGCCAGACAGCCUACCAGCGGAAGGGGCUCCCCCAGUUAUUCUGCUCCAGCUCUUGUCUCACUACCUUCUCCAAAAGGCCCCUCCACAGAAAGAACUGCACCUUUUGCAAAAAGGAGAUCUGGAACACCAAGGAGUCCGUGGUGGCCCAGGUCGGCUCCGGCAGCUCCUUCCACGAGUUCUGCACCUCCACGUGCCUCUCGUUGUAUGAAGCCCAACAGCAGAAACCAGCCUCCCAGGCCACAGAAGCCACUGACACAGUCCGUUGUAGCGUGUGCUACAAAGCUGGAGAGAUCCAGCAUGAGGUCAGCAACGGGAACGUGGUCCACCGCCUCUGCAGCGACGCCUGCUUCACCAAGUUCCGUGCCACCAAGGGGCUGAAAACCAACUGCUGUGACCAGUGCGGCCUCUACCUGUACAACAAGGGGCUGCAGCUGGAAUAUCUCCUCCACGAGGGGCAGCAGAAGCGCUUUUGCAACACCACGUGCCUCAACACCUACAAGAAGAAGAACACCCGGGUCUACCAGUGCAUGUGGUGCAAGACUUACUGCAAGAACUUUGACAUGCUGACCUACAAAGACCGGAAUGGCAAGAUGGGUCUCUUCUGCUCCAUCUGCUGCACCACCUCCUACAGAGUCAAGCAAGCGGGCCUUACAGGACCCCCUCGGCCUUGCAGCUUCUGCCGGAAGACCCCGUUGGAGUUGUGCUACUACAACAAGAACGAGCAGGUGGUGUACCAGUUCUGCAGCCCCAGCUGCUGGACCAAAUUCCAGCGCGCCAGCCCCGAAGGUGGGAUCCACUUGACCUGUCAUUCCUGCCACAACCUCUUCACCGAGAAGCCCGAGAUCCUGGAUUGGAAGGACAAAGUCUACCAGUUCUGCUGCCGGGACUGCUGUGAGGACUUCAAGCGGCUGCACGGGGUGGUCUCCCAAUGCGAGCACUGCAAGCAGGAGAAGCUGCUGCACGAGAAGAUCCGCUUCUCCGGGGUGGAGAAGAAUUUUUGCAGCGAAGGUUGUGUGCUUCUUUACAAACAGGAUUUCACCAAGAACCUGGGCCUCUGCUGCAUCACCUGCACCUACUGCUCCCAGACGUGCCAGCGGGCCGUCACGGAGCAGCUGGAGGGCAGCACUUGGGACUUCUGCAGCGAAGACUGCAAAAGCAAAUACUUGCUCUGGUACUACAAGGCGGCUCGGUGCCACGCCUGCAAGCGCCAGGGCAAGCUGUUGGAAACCAUCCACUGGCGAGGGGAGAUCAAGCACUUCUGCAACCAGCAGUGCCUGCUGCGGUUUUACAACCAACAGAACCAACCCAACCUAGACACUCAGAAAGGGCCCGAGAGUCUGCUGAACAGUCAGACUCCGGAACCAAAACAGCCUUCCUCCGCCCCCCAGAAAGCAGAGACCAACACGGUGCCCGCCAAGAACAGCUCUGCCUCAAGAGCAGCCAGUCCUCCCCCGCCAUCUCAGCCGCUCACCCCUCGGAAGAACAAGGCCGCCAUGUGCAAGCCCCUCAUGCAGAACCGAGGGGUUUCAUGCAAGAUAGAAAUGAAGUCCAAGGGGUGCCAGACAGAGGAUGACUGGAAGCCCCAAGUGGUUGUGCUGCCCAUCCCCGUGCCCAUCUUCGUGCCUGUGCCCAUGAACAUGUACUGCCAGAAAGUCCCCGUGCCUUUCUCCAUGCCUGUCCCGGUGCCUGUGCCAAUGUUCUUGCCCACCACGCUUGAAAGCACAGAGAAGAUCGUGGAAACCAUUGAGGAGCUGAAGGUGAAAAUCCCAUCCAACCCCCUGGAAGCUGACAUCCUGGCCAUGGCCGAAAUGAUCGCAGAGGCUGAGGAGUUGGACAAAGCUUCGUCGGACCUUUGUGACCUAGUGAGUAACCAGAGUGCAGAGGGCCUCCUGGAAGACUGUGACCUCUUUGGGCCGGCCAGGGAUGACGUGCUAGCCAUGGCUGUCAAGAUGGCCAAUGUCCUGGAUGAGCCAGGCCAGGACCUGGAAGCUGACUUCCCCAAAAAUCCCUUGGACAUUAACCCUAGCGUAGAUUUCCUUUUCGACUGUGGCCUGGUGGGCCCUGAGGACGUCUCUUCCGAACAAGACUUGCCGCGGGCCAUCCGCAAGAGCCAGAAGCGCCUGGUGCUCUCGGAGAGCUGUUCGCGAGACUCCAUGAACAGCCAGCCCAAUUGCACGGCGCUCAACUAUUCCUAUGGGGUGAAUGCAUGGAAGAGCUGGGUCCAAGCCAAGUACGCUGGUGGUGAAACCAGCAAGGGAGACGAGUUGCGCUUUGGCCCCAAGCCCAUGCGGAUCAAAGAGGACAUCCUGGCCUGCACGGCGGCGGAGCUGAACUAUGGCCUGGCCCAGUUCGUCAAGGAAAUCACACGGCCGAAUGGGGAACGCUACGAACCGGACAGCAUCUAUUACCUCUGCCUUGGCAUCCAGCAGUACCUGCUGGAGAACAACCGCAUGGUAAACAUCUUCACGGACCUCUACUACUUGACCUUUGUGCAGGAGCUCAACAAGACGCUGAGCGGCUGGCAGCCCACAGUCUUGCCCAAUAAUGCGGUCUUCUCCCGUGUGGAAGAGGAGCAUCUCUGGGAGUGCAAGCAGUUGGGUGUCUACUCCCCCUUCGUCCUCCUCAACACGCUCAUGUUCUUCAACACCAAGUUCUUUGGGCUGCAGACAGCUGAGGAACACAUGCAGCUCUCCUUCACCAACGUUGUGCGGCAGUCGCGCAAGUGCACCACGCCGCGGGGCACCACCAAGGUGGUGAGCAUCCGCUACUAUGCUCCCAUGCGGCACCGGAAGGGGCGAGACGGCAGCCUUGGCAAGCGGAAACGGGAGGAGGACGCACCAGUCUUGGAGCAGCGAGAGAACCGCAUGAACCCCCUGCGCUGCCCAGUCAAGUUCUACGAGUUCUAUCUCUCUAAAUGUCCUGAGAGCCUUCGAAACCGCAACGACGUCUUCUACCUGCAGCCAGAGCGGUCGUGCAUCGCGGAGUCACCACUCUGGUACUCAGUCAUCCCCAUGGACAAAAGCAUGCUCGAGAGCAUGCUGAACCGCAUCCUGGCCGUGCGCGAGAUUUACGAAGAGCACAGCCGCGGAGGAGGCGGCUUGGACGACGACAUGGACUGAGGGGAGAGACUGUGGGGGCCCAGCACCACUCCGGCCGGCCAUGGGGGGACCUUAGGGUGAGGCUAGCAUGGCUCACUGAACCUUCCCUGUCUGGGUCAGGCAGGCAUGUGGGAGUAUUUCCACUCCAUGCUAGUGAAUGGUUCCCAACCCCCAGAGUGGAGCCAUGCCAUGCCAUGGCCCCUUCUCUUCCUUCUUCUUCUCUGUUUCCCUCUCUGCUGCCUCGGAGUGCCUGCUUGCCCACCCCUCUGCCCUGGCCUGCCUGGCACCACACUGACGGUCAGGGCAGGUCAAGGCAAGGCAAGCCUGUCGCCAGCUGCUCUUCAUCCGGGAGGGGAGGCGAUGGCAGAGAAGUCCCCCUAGCAGACGCUGAACUGACACAGGAGCCCAGAUUUGGGGGCACAACUACCCCCUUGGGUCUUGGCUCCUUGUGGGGCACUGCGUUCUCUCUGCGCGGGGGUCCAGCAGAGGAGCCCACCUUCUUGCCUAACGGUUUGCAAUCCUUCCUCACUCACACCGACAGUUGAAGACUCUUCCUCUCUUUCUCUCUUCUGUGUUGGAGGAACAGAGCCUAAAACGACAUCUAGAGCACCUCCUGCUUUGGGGGGGCUUUGUUUUGGUUUUUUGUUGGAAGCCUAGCUUGGCCGAACCUCCCUCCCCUUGCCAGCUGGUGGUCCCCACUCCUCCUGCUCCUCCUUUCCCCCUUUGUGUGUGUUGCGUUGAACUCUGAGCUAUGGCCGGUGGUGGUGGUGGUGAUGCCCGUCUGUUGAGCCUGUAUAUAUUGUUCUGGCCCAGCCUCUGUUUGUGUCCUUGUUGCCAGUGAGCCAGUUGCGGGUCUCGUCGUCGUAGUGAUAACCGGGGGGUUAGGACCCGCACUCCUGCGCCCCCCAACCCACGUCUCUCUGGAAACCAUUCAUUUCAAAUAAAGGCACAAAACAUG
Molecule: messenger RNA, 5234 nt
Organism: Sceloporus undulatus (fence lizard)
Lineage: Eukaryota; Metazoa; Chordata; Lepidosauria; Squamata; Phrynosomatidae
Gene: ZMYM3
Product: zinc finger MYM-type containing 3
Exons: 24
Coding region: 26-4297 (1423 amino acids)
Molecular function (GO): zinc ion binding
Source: RefSeq, a predicted model, not a curated record